This is a messenger RNA of Closterium sp. Naga37s-1, 2019 nucleotides long. NCBI's taxonomy places the organism in Eukaryota, Viridiplantae, Streptophyta, Zygnematophyceae, Desmidiales, Closteriaceae. The record is from the annotation of a GenBank genome assembly.
AUGCCGCUCCAAGAACUAGUAAUAGCGAGAUCUGGCAGGGAGAGAGAGGGGGAAUUUCGACAUGCCGAGCCUGCUAAGAUUUUCUGCAACGACUGGCCUGCAUACGGUCGAACAGAGACGCCCCAACCUACUAGCGCCACGGCUCAACACGGCGCUAUCACCGCCGCGCAAUGCGGUGCCAGUACUGUUACUGGACUCGCCACGAAGCGCUCGCCCCGACCGCCGCGCCGUCGCGAGAUUCGUCAGCCUCCGCUAACGCCGAAGGCUCGCACUCUCGCGUGGGGAAUGCGGUCGCCGGCUGCGGCGGAAGCAGAUCCCGCCGACGACUCCGCUCCUCCGCCACUCCGCUUGACAUCCUCCCCCGUCUCCUCCGCCUUCCCCGCCUGUUCCGCCUUCCCCGCUUCCCCCAAGCUGCUCGUAUUGCCGGAUUCCGCCUUCUUUCCUUCCCCGCGCAUCCCCGAAGCGCGUUUUACCUCCCCCCGGACAAGCACGCCCGCGCCUUUCGAGCCGCCUCAAAACACUGCCUCGCGGCCUCCGGCCUUUCGUUCCGCGGCCUCUCCGCGGGCGUGUUGCACUGUCUUCGAGGCGCCUCAAAAGUGUGGCACCGCGCCAACCACUCCAUCGUGUCCGCCUCUCGUCGAGCCGCGACUGCCCCGAGCGCGCACGUGUGACGUUGCAGCAGAUAGCGGCGGAGGAGCGCCCGCCGUCUCCGCGGGCGCGUCCGCCAUCCGCGGAACAUUAUCCGCUUCGGGUUACUCCCCCGCCGCCGUUUCCCCCGCAUCUUCAUGCCCAACGAUUGGCGCCGUUGACCAAGUCAACGGCCACGUGUCGACAUGCGAAUGGGCUGAAUCUGCCGACAUGGACACGUUGGACAUACCGCCGUGGUUGCGAGAAAAGCUCUCUCUUUCCCGCACGGAAGAGGUGCAGAAUAAUGAGUCGGCCGGACUCACAAGAGUUAGUCGAAUAGACCGCGAAGCGAUGGCGGACGGCAACAAGCGAGCGGGACGCGUCGAGUGCGGAGGCGAGUGCGGCAAGGUGUGCGGCGGCGAGUGCGCGGAGAAUCGAAGCCGCGAGAGGGACGCGGAAGGCGAGAAGCCGAGCCUGUGGGACAUCAUGCAAUGGGAAUCCGAUAUGAUCUCGUCCGUCUGCUCGACUGCCGCUGCUAAAUCUCCCCGACCGCCGUUCUCUAAGAGUUCAACAUUUGAGGCGCCGCAAAGGUCGCUCUCUAAGCGGCACCGCUCCGCGUCUGCUCUCCCCACCACUCCGCCUCCCACCCCGUCCGCGUCUAAAGCGUCGCUGACGGUCCAGAUCUGCGACGACGCGAGCGCCAACGGCGGAGAUUUAUCGUUUUUCGAGGAGCUGCUGCUGGAGUUCGGUGCGGGCGAGGGGGAAGAAGCGGGCGGAGAGAUGGAGGACGAACCGGGAUGGGCGGAAAAAAAUCGCAUUCCGGCGGAAGAAACAGCUCACUUCGAGAAGGUUGCGCCUGUUGUGUCGCAGCUAGACGACAGCUGGGGUGAUUAUUCGGUGAAAAUGGAAGAUACGGGGAAAGCUGACGACGAGGAGGGGUUAAUGAUCGACGGGGAGAGCAUGUUUGAGCGGAUUCAAGUAAUGGGGGACGAGGGGGCGGAGAUGGGGGACGAAGCGACGGGGAUGGCGGAGGAUGGAGUGGAGAUGGCGGAUGAGGGCGCGGGGAUGGCGGAUGAGGGCGCGGGGAUGGCGGAUGAGGGCGCGGGGAUGGCGGACGAGGCGGAGAUUCCAUCCAAUAAACUAUCGCAUGAUCAGCCUGCUGCUGCUCGGAAUAUGUUGAGCAGUGUUCAGCUGCAGCGGAAACAGGGGGAAGUGGGGGAGGCAGAUGGGGAGCAGCAGAACGCGCCGCAGUGUGGUUCACCGUUCCGUUCCGCGCAUGGUUCUCCGAGUGCCCCUGCUGGCGGAUUCGCGCAGAUGUGGUCAGAAGCUUGGGCGGACGACGCGGACGCGGAAAUACCAGGGCUGGCGGGGAGCUGCGUGUUCCGACCAUGA